Molecule: messenger RNA, 999 nt
Organism: Pyricularia pennisetigena
Lineage: Eukaryota; Fungi; Ascomycota; Sordariomycetes; Magnaporthales; Pyriculariaceae
Exons: 2
Coding region: 1-999 (332 amino acids)
Molecular function (GO): hydrolase activity
Source: RefSeq, a predicted model, not a curated record
AUGACUUGUUACAUGCACAUUUGUACUUUUCCACUCUCAGGUUGGCCAAACCCCGAAAAUGCGAUCAGCAGCGACUAUAAUUCUUGGAACCCGCUGUUGCCAGACCCUAUCAGCUGUUUCAACUUAUGCGAUCACCACAGCUGUUCACAAAAUAAAGCUCUGGAAAUGUCGUCGGAGAUUCUGCAGCCAUUGAAUCCGGUAGUUCGCCCGAGAUUAGAUCCCCAGUAUAAGAAACUACAUGACACGGUCCUACAAUACAACGAGCCGACCCACCUGAAGGCUUGGAAUCCUUCAACGCGGCAGCCGAGCAGCACAUCGGUGCAAACGGGUCUUCAGCCUGUUGAAGUCCUCGAGGAAAAGGUAAAGCUAGAUGACUUCAACAUCCUUGUCUUAACGCCUCAAGAUGGCAAACCCGAAGACGGCUGGCCAUUCUUUGUCUGGUUUCAUGGCGGCGGUUUCGUUUAUGGAAAUCACUCCAGCGAACUAGACCUUAUUACACGCAUUUGCAAAGAAGCCGGCUGCGUCGUCUUUUCUGUUGACUAUCGUCGGGCUCCCGAAAUCCCGUUCCCUGCCUCAAAUGACGACGCCAUCACGGCCGUGAAAUGGAUCUUUUCCGACGCAGUAAAAAGGUUUUCGUUGCAGUACGACCGAUGGAGCAUAGGUGGUGUCUCUGCGGGGGCACUACUGUCGGUUGCGACGCUUAUUAGCCUUAAAGCGGAGAGCGAAAUUACGAAGCCACUACAACAGAUUCUUAUCGUCCCCGUUGUCGACAAUACGGCCACUCCAGACUCAGAAGCCUGGAAAGUGAAACCACACGCCAUUAUGCCCUCGCCCGAGCGCAUGUUGUGGUACCGCAACUUGUGGCUAGGGAAAACCAACCCUGAUUGGAGCAUAUGCCUGCUACGUUCAUUGCAAUCGCGGAGGAGGACCUACUCGCAGCCGAGGGAAUUGCCUUUGCCAAGCAGCUCAAAGAUGCCGACGUGGAGGUGGAAAUCAUGA